GAGGGCCUUUUAUGAUAUAUAUGCACAAAUCCAGCUGCCUUGCAGUGUAUAAAAUGCAUUUGUGUUGUCUUGUGAAUAAAUCUGGCAUGGUCCUUUACAUAAUGAAGGCUAAUUAGUUUAUGCUGCAGCAUUCAUGGCUGUCUUUGACAGGUCUGCCAAAUGUAUGAAGGACGGGUAGCAGGCCAAAGAGAGACAGCCUUACUCAGCUGAAAGCCUCUCUGCAGUCUCCCAGCUGCUGCUGCUGCUCCAGAGCCAGAGUGGAGAGUCCCCUCGCCCCCCUGCACAGACAGAGACAAAAGGCCUGAUUCGCCUGCUGAACACUGCCCCCUUUCUCCAUCCAUCCCUUCAUGCACGGCUGUAGUGGUGGUGGAGGUGGUGGUGGUGGUGGCGGGGGCUUCAGGAGAAAAGAAGGCCUGGACUGGGACUAAAAUCUAGGACUGACCCAGUGAAGGACAGUGAGAAGAGGGGGAGGGGAGGAGGAGGUGAGGAGGAAGAGGAUGGGGGCUGAAAUGGUUGGGGCUGAGUAAAGGCAGGUGCUGAGGCCUCUACAGGAAGACUCUCACAGUGGAAAAAAAUCUGACAAGGGUGAUCUCCACAUCAGAACAGGAGUAGGACCAUGGGAGAUAUGAAGACGCCGGACUUCGAUGAUCUGCUGGCGGCCUUCGACAUCCCCGAUAUGGUGGAUCCUAAAGCCGCUAUUGAAUCUGGCCCCCAUGAUGACCAAGACGGACAGCUCAAGCAACCUAGUGGUGGGGUGACUACCAAUGAAGAUGAGGCCCAAAACCCCUCAACAGGACAUGAUGUUGGUGUUAGUGUCAUCGUCAAGAAUAUCCGAAACACGGACACUAGUGAACAUGGUGGAACCAUAUCCGAGAAGGAUGGACAUUUUCAUCCCCAACCUCAUUCUGUAGGCAUUGGCAAUGGACUUCAUAAUGGCUUCUUGCCCGCAAUACAAUCAAGUACUCAUUAUACCAAGAACGGAUGGAAAGCGCCAAGGGAGGAGGGACAACCAGUUAACAACCAAUCAUCUACCUUUAAUCAGUUCAGCCCCAUCUCCAGUGCUGAAGAGUUUGAUGAUGAUAAAAUUGAGGUAGAUGACCCCAUGGACAAGCAGGAAGGUCAGUCGUUCUUUAGGUCCACUACUAAGACAGAGGACCAGAAUUCCAAAUCUCCUGUAUCAGUGGACAAUGAUCAAAACAAGAGCACCGAUGGCAAUCAGGCAGGUCCCAAGUCUAACGAGCCCCCUCAAUCAAGUUUACCUGAGGGGGAACUAAAGGAAACUGUCCUCAAGUCUCAAGGUCAGGGGUGCAAGGAGGCUGGAGAGCCAACAGGGCCUGUUAAUGUGGUCAGUAUCUCUCAAGUCAAAGCUAAGUCCUCUGCAAAACUUUCAUCUUGUAUAGCAGCCAUAGCAGCCCUCAGUGCCAAAAAGGCUAGUGCUACUGACUUGGGUGUUUUGGAUUCUCCUACAACACAGAAAGAAUCCACCCAAGCCAAUAAAAGUCCUAGAGCUCUGGAGAAGCCACAUGAGCAGGAGUCAGCCCUAGAGUUUGCAAAGAGGCUGCUAACACGACAACCAGACAGCCCCUCUAGUGUCAUCAGUGAGGGGAGCAGCAAAGGUUCCCCUGAUUCAAGCACAGACACCACCCCAGUUAUCCCAAAAGUCAGGAUCAAAACAAUCAAGACAUCAUCCGGCCAGAUCAAGCGUACUGUCACCCGAGUUGUACCGGAGUUUGAUCCUGAUUGUCUGAAAAAAGGAGAGAACAGCCUUUCUGUCACCAGUGCAAUUUUCUCAUCCCCCACAAGGCCCUCUCUGCCAACCACAGUAUUAGCCACCACUGGAGGUCCUUCAAUUGAAAUAACCAAGCAAAUGACAAUAAAACCUGUGGCGACAGCUUUCCUGCCUGUCUCGGCAGUCAAGACAGCUGGUUCCCAAGUCAUCAACCUGAAGCUAGCUAACAACACCACUGUCAAAGCAACAGUCAUCCCUGCUGCAUCAGUGCAAAGCGCCAGCAGUGCCAUCUUGAAAGCUGCUAAUGCCAUCCAGCAACAGACUGUCAUGGUACCUGCCUCCAGUCUGGCUAAUGCCAAACUUGUGCCAAAGACAGUCCAUCUUAGUAAUCUCAAUCUUCUGCCCCAGGCAGUAUCCUCUGCUGUCUGUGAUCUCCAACAGGCCCUGUCCUCCUCCAAACAAUCACAGCAUGUCAAACAUCAGACAGUUCUCGCUGGCCGAGCCUCAAAGAAAGUCUCUAGGAUUCAAGUGUUGACCAACUCUCAAAGCUCUGUAGUGGACGCCUUCAAUAAAGUCCUGAGUAGCAUAAAUCCUGUCCCUGUGUACAUCCCAAACCUCUCCCCACCAACCUCAGCUUGUAUCUCUCUACCCUCACGUGGCUACAAGUGCCUUGAGUGUGGAGAUUCAUUUGCUCUUGAGAGGAGCCUGACACAUCAUUAUGAACGUCGCAGUGUGCGGAUCGAGGUCACCUGCAACCACUGUUCCAAAAGCCUAGUGUUCUACAACAAAUGCAGCCUUUUGUCUCAUGCCAGGGGCCACAAAGACAAAGGGGUUGUCAUGCAGUGCUCACAUCUUAUCCUAAAACCCAUUCCUGCAGAUCAGAUGAUAACCACAUCACCCUCACCAGGCCCACCCAGCAUCAUUGGCACCACCUCCCCCUCCCAAGCACAAGCGCCCACCAGCCAAAUCCCUGUCAGAGUUGCUGGUGGAGGGUCCAAAAGUACAGUGAUUUCAGCUUCAUGCAGUGCUCCUCUUGUGGCCGCCAUGCCCUUGGAGGAUGAUGCAUCGAAACUGUGCAGACACAGCCUGAAGUGCUCUGAAUGUAAUGAAAUGUUCCCAGAUGACAGCUCACUUGCCAUGCACUAUCAGCAGGCACCGGAGUCCAGUGGGCAGAAAACAUGCACCAUCUGCCAAAUGCUUCUCCCAAAUCAGUGCAGCUUUCUGUCACACCAGCGAAUCCACCAGCACAAGUCUCCUUACAUCUGCCCGGAGUGUGGCGCCAGCUGCCGUUCUGUCCACUUCCAAUCACAUGUCACAAAGAACUGCCUGCAUUACACCCGCAGAGUUGGCUACCGCUGUAUCCACUGCAGUGUGAUCUUCGCUGAUGCUGCAACUGUGAAAUCUCACAUCCAGAAUUCUCACUGUGAGACCUUCUUUAAAUGUCCUCUCUGCCCCAUGGCCUUCAAGUCUGCACCUGGAACACACUCUCAUGUGAACACACAGCAUCCAGGAAUGAAGGCAGGAGAGCCCAAGAUGAUCUAUAAGUGUUCCAUGUGUGAUACCGUGUUCACCUUGCAGUCCCUGCUUUACACGCACUUCGACCAGCACAUCAUCAAUCAUAAAGUGUCAGUGUUCAAAUGCCCUGACUGCUCCAUGCACUACGCACAGAAACAGCUCAUGUUGGACCAUGUCAAGGCCAUCCAUGGAACCCUGAAGACCAUCGAGGGUCCACCAAACUUGGGCAUUAAUCUCCCUCUCAGCACCAAACCCACCAACUCCAAUAGCACCAACAGCAACAGCCCCAGUAAUAACAACAAUAACAAAGAUGGAGGAAAUAUCAACGGUCAAGACAAGAGCGAAAAGAAGCCUUCACCUUCACCUCUAAAGAAAACAAACAGUAGUGGCUCAGCAGACAUCAAGAACCCUGCCAGCUCAGGAUACACAUGUGGAGACUGCAGUACCCUCUUCAGUUCUAGAGAGGUCUUUGUGGCUCACAUGAGGCGUGAACAUGGCAAGAUACUGAAGAAACACCCAUGUCGACAGUGCGACAAGUCGUUCAGCUCCUCCCAUAGCCUUUGCCGACACAACCGUCUCAAACACAAGGGACUGCGGAAGGUCUACACCUGCCCGCACUGUCCUGCUCUCAGUCAGCCAUUCACUAAAAGAGUGCUGCUGGAUCAGCACAUUCAUCUGAUGCAUGGAGUCAAAGACCCAGAGGGGAAGACUGUCAGCUCUGAUCAUACUGAGACUUCACCUGACAAAGAAACGACUCUCAGCCCCAAAAGGAAGCCAGAAGAGGAUGAGGGGUCUCCAAGCUUGAACUCCAGGGGCUUUGAUUCACAGCCCUUGAAGAGGCUCAAGGUGAACAUCCUAAAAGUUCACAAGUGUGCCGUCUGCGGCUUCACCACUGAGGACAUUGCAGCUUUUCACGAGCACAUUCCCCAGCACAAGUCCGAUGGCUCGUCCUACCAGUGUCAGGAGUGCGGCCUGUGCUACACCUCCCACCGCUCGCUGGCCCGACACCUCUUCAUUGUCCAUCGGCUGAAGGAGCCGCAGGGCCUCGCCCGAUACAAUGGACGGGGCAAGGACGACGAUGAGAGUCAGAGAGAGAACCAGCUGGACGUUACAGACGGGACCCCAAAUACCAAAUGCAAAGUGUGUGGUAAGAUGUUUGAAACGGAGGGAAACUUGAACACUCACAUGAGGACGCAUGGGAUGGCGUUCAUAAAGUCUAAGAGACUGAGUGCAACUGAGAAGUGACACUUUUAAACCAUUCCAUCUGAAGCAAACUCUGUUGUUUUAAACUUAACACAGUUUGGUAAAGCGUUGCAGACAACCGUCAGUGUGCUGUACAUACAUAAUGUACAUGUAGGGUACUACAAUAUGUAUACAAUAUACACACAAAAAUAUGUAAUAUAUGUCAAAGUCACUUUAUGUGUCUAAGUAAAUUGAACAAGAUAGUUUUUUGUACACACAUAGAUGUUUCUAUAGGCUUUGAAUAGAUCUUUUUUAUAGAAGAGCUUUUUUAUUUUAAACAGUUUCCAUUGUUCGCACUAGGGCUAGAUAAUGUAUGGAUAUAUUGUUGUAAUGGGAUUAAUCCUCAUACAGUCAGCAGUGUUCUGAAUGUUCAAUGCUGCUGAUGUCAAACGAAUGUCUGAGAGAA
Molecule: messenger RNA, 4892 nt
Organism: Epinephelus lanceolatus (giant grouper)
Lineage: Eukaryota; Metazoa; Chordata; Actinopteri; Perciformes; Serranidae
Gene: znf532
Product: zinc finger protein 532
Source: RefSeq, a predicted model, not a curated record